AUGGCCGAGAAAGCCAAUGAGAUCACCGGAAAGAUGACUCCUUUCUGCCGGGAAACAGUUCACGUGAACAUCAAAUGGAGAAUCAUCGAUAAAGUAUCACUUUUUGGGGAUUUCUUCAGGUUUCUAUGGAGAAAAAUCGUUUCUUGUUCAAGUAUCAUUGAAAAACCUAUUAUUUAUCGGCGGAUCGCUAACCGGAUUUCUUCUACCGCCGGAGAGAUCUUCGAUGGCGAAGAAGACACCGGAUUAGAACCUACUGUUUCCGGUAGAAGGUUUGGUUCUAGUUCGGAUUCUGAUUUGGUUACUCUCAAGAUCAGCUUAUUAGGUGAUUGUCAAACAGGGAAGACUACUUUUGUAAUAAAAUAUGUAGGAGAUGAGAAUCAAGGGUUCUUGGAGAUGACAGGUUUAAAUUUGAUGGACAAAACGUUUUAUGUUCAAGGAGUUACGAUUUCGUUUACCAUUUGGGAUGUAGGAGGUGAUGAAAAGAGGUCAAAAGUUCAUAUACCGAUUGCUUGUAAAGAUUCAGUAGCAAUCUUGUUCAUGUUUGAUCUAACCAGCCGAUCUACUCUUAACAGUGUCUUUGGGUGGUAUAGUCAGGCAAGAAAAUGGAACACGACGGCAAUACCGAUUCUAAUAGGAACAAAAUUCGAUGAUUUCGUUAGGCUCCCACCCAAUCUUCAGUGGACCAUCGUCACUCAGAUUGUAGCCGUUGAGAAGACGGUGUUUCACCGGUGCUGCUGGUUGGUUGUCAUAUGGGCUUGA
Arabis nemorensis is the source of this 759-nucleotide messenger RNA. The record is from the annotation of a GenBank genome assembly. Lineage: Eukaryota; Viridiplantae; Streptophyta; Magnoliopsida; Brassicales; Brassicaceae.